AUGGAUCACUGGACUUCUAGUCAUGAGGUCAGAGGAUAUAGCCCAACUUUAAUGGAGGUGCUGGUGCCAGUUCUUUCGAAUAAGAAGAACCACAAAACAUGGACCUGUUUCAUAUCUCAAGAUUUGGCUCGUCAUGUGGAGAAUAUAAAAAGUGAAGUCUAUAUUACCAAAGGACAAAUUUUGGGAAGAACUCUUCUCCCUAUACCUACAAUUACUGAAAAAAUUGACUUCCAUCAGGAGGGUGGUAGCACAGAUAAACGGGACCAGUUCAACAGGACAGUACUUCAUGCUGUUGAAUCCGUGGUUAUUGACUGGACACAUCAGAUACGAGAUGUUUUGAAAAAGGAAUCUGCAGAACCUCUUCUACAGGGCCUGAACCCUGGUCCCGAAACAGAGCUGAAUUUUUGGAAGGACAGAAAAGAAAACUUGUUAUCUCUAUAUGAACAGUUACAAACUCCAGUUGUGCAAAAAAUGGCAAAAAUCCUUGAAAGCUCAGAGAGCAGCUAUUACCCAGCAUUCAAAGAAUUGCUUAGAGACACAUUGAAUGCACUUCUUGAAGCUCAAGAUAUUGACAUGCAUCUGAAACCACUGCAUGCUCAUAUUGACAUUUUGCAGUCUGUAGAGUUCCAAGAGAUCACAAAUUUCAUUCCUCCUUUGUUCCACACCAUCUGCUUAAUCUGGAGUCAUUCAAGGUUUUACAGAACUCCUGCACGGAUAAUCGUUCUUUUGCAGGAGCUGUGCCACUUACUCACUAACCAGGCCAUAACAUAUCUAUCACCUGAAGAACUUUUGAAAAGUGAAACAGAAGAAAUGCUAGAACGUGUGCAGAUAGCAGUCAACUGUUUCCAAACCUUUAAGAAUUCCUUCUGUAGUUACAGAAGGCAGCUGAAAAGUUACUUUUCCAAUGGCAGUGAGUUCAAACCUUGGGAUUUCCACUCUCAAAUGGUGUUUGCAAGAUUCAAUGGGUUCCUUGGUCGCCUACUACAGUUGGAGGAUUUAUUUGUUACCAUGGUAGAGUUUCAGAAAAUGGAAAAAUUGGAGUUUGGUGGGAGCAAAGGAAAGGUGCUGAGUGAUCAAGUUUGCCAGAUGAAUGAAGAGUUUUUUGAAAGCUGCAAAGUUUUUAAGGAGAGUAGCUAUGAUCCACUGGACUUCAAAAAUAUGGAUUUUGAAAAUGACUACAGACAGUUCAAAGAGAAAAUCUUGGACCUUGAGAGAAGGCUGGGUUCUCUUUUGUAUGCUGCCUUUCUUGAUUGUUCUGGCUUAGAAUCUGCAUUUAAGCUGUUAGCUAUUUCUGGCUAUUUUUUGGAAAGACCAGUUAUUAUGGAAAUCUUCAGCCCUGUUUAUCUCAUCCUACUUCAGAUGUUUGACCAGGAUUUAAACAGAUGUAAGCAGCUGUAUGAUAUACAUAUGGAUCAGGUAGAGAAGAGUGAUAACACUAUUGUAAUAUGCAAGAACAUGCCACAAGUAUCAGGUCACCUGAAGUGGGCCAAGCAACUCAAAGAAUGGAUUCAGAAACUCUGGUCAGAAUUUCGGUUCAUUCAUCACAUUUUUCCCUCAGGUCCAGAAGCAGCAGUGGUAUAUCAGAAGUAUAUGGAGAUGUUAACACUGCUUGAUCAGUAUGAAGAACAAAUGUAUAUUGAAUGGACCUGUGGAGUAGAUAACAUUUGCCAAUUUAAUCUUCAUCAUCCACUUCUCACACGUAAUCCUGAGGACUCACUUCUCAGUGUUAAUUUUGAUCCCAAGCUGGUGGCUGUAUUGAGAGAAGUAAAAUACCUCCAGAUCCUAAAUCAGCAUGACAUUCCUGAAGCAGCAGUUGCUAUGUUUGAGGAAAAGGAAGCUUACCUUAAGUAUGUCGGGAACCUUGAACUAAUAGUUAGGUGGUACAACAAGCUGAAGUGCACCAUACUGGAGGUUGAAUUCCCUUUAGUUGAAGUGGAGAUGAAAGCCAUUGAUGAAAAGCUGAGGGCUGCAGAGGAAACCAUCACAUGGAGGGACCAGAACUGCUGGCCUUAUAUUGAAGAAGUAAAGAACACUGUGUACGAUCUUGAGAGGAGAGUUCAGAGCACAAAAGACAACACUGAAAUGAUUCAAAGAAUCAUGAGGAUGUGGGCAGAGCAGACUUUCUUUUCACGAAAAGAUAACAAGAAGGAGGCUUUACUAAAUCUAGAGGACAGAGAAGAAAGAAUUGCCAAGAGAUACAGAUUAAUUCAAGAAGAUGGAGUUAAAAUUCAUGAACUUGUACAGGUCAGCCUUCAUUGUUUCAAAGCAGAUUCAACUUCAACUUCCUGGAAAGCUUAUGUGGAGCAUAUUGACGACAUGGUGUUGGAUGGCUUUUUCAAUACUAUUAUGCAUUCUUUGGAUUUUUUUCUUGAAAAUACAGAUCCAUUUCUGAAUCCACUGCCACUUUUUGAAGUACAAAUGCUCCUCUCUGCUCCAGAAAUUGUGUUCAAACCAUCGGUUGAUAAAGAAGUUAGUGAUGGAUUUUUUGACUUGGUGGAAGAGUUGGUGAAUGAUAUUUUCAGAGUGUCUGCUCAGGUGAAGAGAGUGGCAGCUCACAUUGAAAUGGAAGAUUAUCAGAUCGAUAUGGAUGAUAUGCUGGACCUGGCAGAGUUUCGGCAAGAAAUUAUGUUAAGAGUGACAGGUAUUGUCAACAAAGCCAUCGAGUACAGGAAUUCAUUUGACAACUAUGCCUAUCUCUGGGUGGAUGACAGGACAGAGUUUAUGAGGCAGUUCUUGUUGUACGGUCAUGUUCUUACAACUGAAGAAAUAGAAACUCAUGCAGAUUACGGUGUACCAGAAUGCCCUCCUACAACAGAACAGUUUAAGGAACAGAUUGACAUCUAUGAAAACUUACACACACAGAUCAGCAAGCUUGGCAACAGCAAGGUGCUUGAUGGCUGGUUUAAAAUAGAUAUUAAGCCCUUCAAAAUGUCACUGCUAAAUACAAUCAGAAAGUGGAGCUGGAUGUUUAAAGAACAUCUGAUGAGAUACGUUACUGACAGCUUAACUGAACUGGAAGAAUUUAUCAAGGAAACAGAUAAAGGCCUGCAGCAGGAGCUCAAAGAAGGAGACUUUGAUGGUUUAGUGAAGAUCAUGGGCUACCUCCUGGCUGUGAGAGGCAGACAGACUGCCACUGAUGAACUCUUUGAACCUUUAAAAGAGACAAUAGUUCUUCUAGAAAGCUAUGGACAGAAGAUGCCUGACAAAGUUUAUACACAGUUAGAGGAAUUACCAGAAAAGUGGAACAAUACAAAGAAAAUCUCAUUGUCUGUGAAGCAUGAAGUUGCUCCCCUUCAGGCUGCUGAAGUUUCAGUUAUCAGAAGGAAGUGUGCAGCAUUUGAUAUGAAGCAGAUAGAGUUCCGUGAGAAAUUCCGAAUGCAGACAGCUUUCUCAUUUGGUGCAGAAUAUCCAUAUGCUGUUAUAGACAAGGUGCAUAAUGAGUUAAUGGCAUUGGAAGAAGAAAUGAGUGACAUGCAAGGAUCUGCAAAUUUAUUUGAAGUGACAAUUCCAGAUUACAAGCAGUUGAAGCAGUGCCGCCAAGAAAUAGUGCUGCUGAAAGCACUUUGGGAUACCAUUAUAUAUGUCAGGAGUAACAUUGAAGACUGGACUGUAACCCAGUGGAAACAUAUUAAUGUGGAACAGAUGGAUUCAGAACUUAGAAGAUUUGCCAAGGAAAUCCGAAUGCUAGACAAAGAAGUUAGGACAUGGGAUGCUUACAUUGGCCUAGAUUUGACUGUCAAGAACUUGAUGACAAGUUUGCGAGCAGUAACAGAACUGCAAAACUCAGCCAUCCGAGAGAGGCACUGGCACCAGCUGAUGAAUGCAACAGGAGUCAGAUUUACAAUGAGCGAUGAUACAACUUUGGCAGAUUUGCUCGCACUACAACUGCACAGAGUGGAAGAUGAAGUCAGAGGCAUUGUGGAUAAAGCGGUGAAGGAGAUGGGUAUUGAAAAGGUUCUUACAGAAAUCAGCCAGACUUGGACUAAUAUGGAGUUUGCAUAUGAAGAUCACUAUAGAACAGGCACUGUUCUGCUUAAAUGUGAUGAAGACCUCUUUGAAACUUUAGAUGACAACCAGGUGCAGUUACAAGCAAUACUUUUAAGCAAGCAUGUGGAGUACUUCAUUGAACAAGUGUCAAGCUGGCAAAAGAAGCUAACUGUGGCAGACAGUGUGAUUUCUAUUUGGGUUGAAGUUCAGCGCACUUGGUCACAUCUUGAGAGUAUUUUCAUUGGCUCUGAUGACAUUAGAAAUCAGCUACCUGAAGAUGCAAAACAAUUUGAUGGAAUUGAUGCAGAUUUCAAGGAACUGAUGCUUCAGAAUGCCAAAAUGAAGAAUGUAAUUGAAGCAACAAACCAACCUCACCUCUACGAGAAACUGGAGGCCUUACAACAAAGAUUAUCCCUGUGUGAAAAGGCACUUGCUGAAUAUUUAGAAACAAAACGGUUGGCUUUUCCACGAUUUUAUUUUGUUUCUUCAGCAGAUUUGUUGGAUAUUCUUUCCAAAGGAACACAACCUGAACAGGUGACAUGUCAUCUAACCAAAUUGUUUGAUAGCAUGGCUGACCUUGCAUUUAAAGAUGAUAAAUAUGGACAACUUACAAAGACAGCUAUUGGAAUGUACAGCAAAGAAAAAGAAUACGUACCUUUCCCAGUGGCCUGUAAAUGCAUUGGCCAGGUGGAAAACUGGCUUACCUGUGUAGAAAAAAGCAUGCGAGAGGCAGUCCGCCAUUUUAUAACUGAGGCUGUAGCAGCUUAUGAAGAAAAACCCAGAGAACAAUGGGUUUUUGACUACCCAGCUCAGACUGCACUCACUGGCUCACAGAUCUGGUGGACCACAGAUGUAGGAAUAGCUUUUGACAGACUAGAGGAAGGAUAUGAAACAGCACUAAAAGACUAUAACAAGAAACAGAUUACUCAGCUAAAUGCCCUCAUUAAUUUGCUACUUGGAGAGCUCACACCAGGUGACCGUCAGAAAAUCAUGACAAUAUGUACCAUAGAUGUUCAUGCUCGAGAUGUGGUUGCAAAACUAGUUGCUCAGAAGAUAACCAGCUCUCAAGCCUUUGCAUGGUUGUCCCAACUGCGCCACCGCUGGGAUGAUGUUCAGAAGCACUGCUUUGCAAACAUAUGUGAUGCUCAGUUUCAGUAUUCCUACGAGUACCUUGGCAACACCCCCCGUCUGGUGAUCACCCCACUGACAGACAGGUGUUACAUCACCCUCACCCAGUCCCUUCAUCUUACAAUGAGUGGAGCACCUGCAGGCCCUGCAGGGACAGGAAAAACAGAGACAACAAAAGAUCUGGGGCGUGCUCUUGGUGUGAUGGUUUAUGUCUUUAACUGCUCUGAUCAGAUGGACUACAAGUCCAUAGGAAAUAUCUAUAAAGGGUUGGCUCAGACGGGGGCAUGGGGCUGUUUUGAUGAGUUUAACCGCAUCUCAGUUGAAGUUUUAUCAGUUGUGGCUGUGCAGGUGAAGACUAUACAGGAUGCUAUUAGAAACAAGAAAAAAAGGUUUUUAUUCCUGGGAGAGGACAUUACCCUUAAGCCAUCGGUUGGAAUUUUCAUAACUAUGAAUCCAGGCUAUGCAGGCCGAACAGAGUUGCCAGAGAAUCUAAAAGCACUUUUCAGACCUUGUGCCAUGGUUGUACCAGACAUUGAAUUGAUCUGUGAAAUAAUGCUGGUAGCAGAAGGAUUCACUGAAGCCAAGUUGCUGGCAAGAAAGUUCAUCACUUUGUACACCCUUUGCAGAGAGCUGCUCUCAAAACAGGAUCAUUAUGACUGGGGUCUUCGUGCUGUAAAGUCUGUUUUAGUGGUUGCAGGUUCUUUAAGACGAGGAGACAAGAACAGACCUGAAGAUCAGGUAUUGAUGCGUGCUUUACGUGAUUUCAAUUUACCCAAGAUAGUAACAGAUGAUGUUGCUGUCUUCAUGGGUCUGAUUGGUGACCUCUUCCCUGCCCUUGAUGUUCCUCGGAAGAGAGAUUUGCUGUUUGAACAGUGUGUUCGUCAGUCUACCCUGGAGCUUCAUCUGCAACCUGAAGAAAGCUUUAUCCUCAAAGUUGUCCAGCUUGAAGAACUUGUAGCAGUUCGGCAUUCUGUUUUUGUUGUGGGCAAUGCAGGAACUGGAAAAACACAGAUUUUGAGAACUCUGAACCGUACUUACAUGAAUCUGAAAAGAAAACCUGUUUGGAAUGAUCUCAAUCCAAAGUCUGUUACUACAGACGAACUGUUUGGUUUUAUACAUCCUGCUACUAGAGAGUGGAAAGAUGGUCUUCUGUCAUCUCUACUAAGAGAGCAAGCAAACAUUGGGCAUGAUGGGCCAAAGUGGAUUGUGUUAGAUGGGGACAUCGAUCCUAUGUGGAUAGAAUCACUUAACACUGUGAUGGAUGACAACAAGGUCCUGACCCUUGCUAGCAAUGAACGUAUUCCUCUUACUCCUACCAUGCGACUGAUGUUUGAGAUAAGUCAUCUACGAACAGCAACCCCUGCCACUGUUUCCAGGGCAGGUAUCUUGUAUGUCAACCCUCAAGACUUGGGAUGGAGUCCGUAUGUUACCAGCUGGAUUGAUAAAAGGACCCACCAGUCUGAAAAGGCCAAUCUGACAAUCUUAUUUGACAAAUAUGUGCCUCCAUGCCUGGAACAACUAAGAACCACCUUCAAAACCAUCACUGUUAUUCCUGAGAACAGUAUGGUGCAGACUCUAUGUUCCCUUCUGGACUGCCUGCUAACUCAUAAAAAUGUGCCUCCUGACUCUCCAAAAGAAAUCUACGAGAUUUAUUUUGUCUUUGCCUGUAUAUGGGCCUUUGGGGGCAUUGUUUAUCAAGACCAGCUUGUGAAUUAUAGAGUUGAAUUCAGUCAGUGGUGGAUCAAAGAAAUGAAGGCAGUGAAGUUCCCGGCUCAAGGCACAGUCUUUGAUUAUUAUCUUGACACUGAAUCAAGGAAGUUCCUACCAUGGACAGACAAGGUCCCCCCAUUUGAAAUGGACCCUGAUGCUCCAUUGCAGUCUGUCCUUGUGCACACCUCUGAGACCAUGUGCCUACGAUACUUCAUGGAUUUGCUGCUGGUCAAAGGUGAACCGAUAAUGCUUGUGGGGAAUGCAGGUGUUGGAAAGACGAGUCUUGUGGCUGACUGCUUGGCUGAUCUCCCAGAUGAUUAUAUGUUGUCAAGAGUGCCAUUUAACUACUACACUACAUCAGGAAUGCUUCAAAGGGUUCUUGAGAAAUCACUUGAAAAGAAAGCUGGACGUAACUAUGGCCCACCUGGAAAUAAAAAACUUAUAUAUUUCAUUGAUGACAUGAACAUGCCUAAGGUAGAUACCUUUGGGACAGUACAGCCCCAUACACUUAUUCGACAACAUCUGGACUACAGACACUGGUAUGACAGACAGAAGUUGACACUAAAAGAAAUUCACAGUUGCCAGUAUAUAGCUUGUAUGAAUCCAACUGUGGGCAGCUUUACCAUCAAUACACGACUGCAGAGGCAUUUUACAGUCUUUGCUGUGAACUUCCCUUCAGCUGAUGCUUUGGAAACCAUCUACACUAAGAUACUUAGCUUCCACUUUCAGAAGCACUCUUUCACUCCGUUCAUAAUGAAGACUAGUUCAGAAGUAGUGAAAGCAGCUAGAUGGCUUCAUCAGAAGAUGGUACAAAACUUUCUUCCUACUGCUAUCAAAUUCCAUUACAUCUUUAACCUAAGGGAUAUUUCCAGCAUUUUUCAGGGCAUUUUAUUUGCUGCAUCGGAGUGCUUAAAGCAACCCAAUGAUUUGAUACGACUCUGGCUCCAUGAAUCAUCGCGAGUAUAUGGAGACAAAUUGGUGGAAAGUCGAGACUCAGAGUUGUUUCAGAAAAUGCUGGUGGAUACUGUUCACAAGUUUUUUGAUGGAGUGGAAGAUCAUGUUUUACUUCGAAGCCCACUGAUAUAUUGCCACUUUGCCAGUGGAGUGGGUGAGUCCCAGUAUCUGCCAGUCAGGGAAUGGGAAGUGCUAAAGAAAACACUUGAUGAAGCCCUUGACAACUAUAAUGAGCUGAAUGCUGCAAUGAAUCUAGUUCUAUUUGAAGAUGCUAUGCAACAUGUGUGUCGAAUUAGUCGCAUCUUGGAGUCCCCCAGAGGGUAUGCCCUUCUAGUUGGAGUUGGUGGCAGUGGUAAACAAAGCUUAUCCAGGUUAGCUGCAUACAUCAGCUCCUUUGAAGUAUUCCAGACCACAAUUAAAAAAGGCUAUGGGAUCCAGGAUCUGAAGGUGGAUAUUGCCAAUUUGUACAUCAAGACUGGAGCCAAGAACAUGCCCACUGUGUUUCUGCUGACAGAUGCCCAAGUUCCAGACGAACGCUUUCUGGUGCUGAUUAAUGACUUGUUGGCAUCAGGAGAAGUGCUAGACCUAUUCAGUGACGAGGAAGUAGAUAAUAUUAUUAUUGGAAUACGAAAUGAGGUUCGAGGCCUUGGCUUGCUUGAUACAAGAGAAAAUUGCUGGAGGUUCUUCUUAGACAGAGUACGUCAGCAGCUUAAGGUCAUUCUGUGUUUCUCUCCAGUUGGUUCGACACUGCGAGUCCGAGCUCGGAAGUUCCCAGCCAUAGUUAACUGCACAGCUAUUGACUGGUUUCAUGAGUGGCCGCAGGAGGCCCUGGGAUCUGUCAGCAGGAGGUUCAUUGAAGAGAUUGAGGGAAUUGAGCCAAGUGUAAAAGACUCUGUUAGUCAUUUCAUGGCAUAUGUCCACACCAGUGUCAAUGAAGUAAGUGAAAAGUACCAUCGUAAUGAGAAGCGAUACAAUUACACAACCCCAAAAAGUUUUCUGGAGCAAAUCAUGCUUUAUAGGAAUUUGCUGAAGAAGAAACGUAAGGAAUUGUCCCAGCGAAUGGAAAGACUAAACAACGGCAUUUUGAAACUAAAGACUACAGCUUCCCAGGUGGAAGACUUGAAAGCCAAACUUGCAUCUCAGGAGGUUGAAUUACAACUUAGAAAUCAGGACGCUGAAGCACUGAUUGCCAAAAUAGGACUCCAGACUGAAAAAGUGAGCCAAGAAAAAGCUGUUGCUGAUACAGAGGAACAAAAGGUUGCUGCCAUUCAGGCAGAAGUCUCUGUGAAACAGAAGGACUGUGGGGAUGACCUAGCCAAAGCAGAACCAGCACUGGUGGCAGCAACUGCAGCACUUAACACAUUAAACAAGGUAAACCUUACAGAACUAAAAGCAUUUCCUAAUCCACCUAUCCCAGUUACCAAUGUUACAGCUGCAGUUAUGGUUCUACUGGCUCCAAAAGGCAAAGUGCCCAAAGAUCGAAGCUGGAAAGCCUCCAAAGUCUUCAUGGGGAAGGUGGAUGACUUCUUGCAAGCUCUGAUAAACUAUGAUAAAGAACAUAUUCAUGAAAAUUGUCUCAGAGCAGUUAAAGAAUACUAUUUGAAGGACCCUGAAUUUAACCCAGAUCUGAUUCGCACAAAAUCAUUUGCAGCUGCUGGCCUUUGUGCUUGGGUUAUCAACAUUGUUAAAUACUAUGAGGUGUACUGUGAUGUUGAACCAAAACGCCAGGCCUUAGCUCAAGCAAACUCUGAGCUUGCAGCCGCAACAGAGAAACUGGAAAUGAUCAGAAGGAAACUUGUUGACCUAGACAAUAACUUGAAUCGACUCACAACAUCAUUUGAAAAAGCAACAGGAGAGAAAGUCAGAUGCCAGGAAGAAGUGAACCGAACCAGCAGGACCAUUGACCUUGCCAACAGGCUUGUCAAAGGGUUAGAGGCUGAAAAUGUCCGCUGGGCCAAUUCAAUCCAUCACUUUGAAGCCCAAGAAAAGACCCUGUGUGGAGACGUAUUACUUACAGCUGCCUUUGUGUCCUAUGUUGGAUCUUUCACAAAACUGUAUCGGCAAGAACUUGUUCAGUGCAAGUGGAUUCCUUUUAUCAAAUCGCAAAAGGUUUCCAUUCCAGUAACAGAAGGGCUGGAUCCAAUUGCUAUGUUAAUUGAUGAUGCUACUGUGGCUGCUUGGAACAAUGAAGGGCUGCCUAGUGACAGAAUGUCAACAGAAAAUGCUACCAUUCUAACAAACUGUGAACGCUGGCCUCUGAUGAUUGACCCUCAACAACAAGGAAUCAAAUGGAUAAAGAUGAAGCAUGGGACAGACCUCAAAGUAAUUUCUUUAGGCCAGAAGGGUUACCUAGACACCAUUGAGAGAGCACUAGGAUGUGGUGACACUGUCCUGAUAGAAAACAUUAAAGAAACUGUGGAUCCGGUUUUAGAGCCAUUACUUGGACGAAAUACCAUAAAAAAGGGAAGGUACAUCAAGAUUGGUGACAAAGAAUGUGAGUUCAACAACAAUUUCCAACUCAUCCUUCACACAAAGCUGGCCAACCCUCACUACAAGCCAGAACUGCAAGCACAGACCACCCUCAUUAAUUUCACCGUUACCAGGGAUGGGCUAGAAGACCAGCUAUUGGCUGAAGUUGUCAGUACAGAAAGGCCUGAUCUAGAAAAGCUCAAAUCGGAACUGACCAAACAACAGAAUGACUUUAAGAUUGAGUUAAAGCAACUGGAAGAUGAGCUCCUAAAUCGUCUAUCUGCUGCUGAGGGAAACUUCCUUGGAGAUACUGUUCUAGUGGAAAAACUAGAAACUACAAAAUCAACUGCAGCUGAGAUUGAGUGUAAGGUGAUUGAAGCCAUAGAAAAUGAGGCGAAAAUUAAUGAGACUCGUGAGCAUUACCGUCCUGCAUCGGCACGGGCAUCCUUAUUGUACUUUAUCAUAAACGACCUCAGUAAAAUCAACCCCAUUUAUCAGUUCUCUCUGAAGGCUUUCAACAUUGUAUUUCAUAAGGCUAUUGAAAGGGCUGAAAAGUCUGAAGACGUUAACGAGAGAGUGAUGAACCUCAUAGAUUGUAUUACAUACUCUGUCUUCCUGUAUACAAGUCGUGGGCUUUUUGAACAUGACAAAUUAACUUUUCUUUCACAGGUGGCCUUCCAGAUUUUGUUGAUGAACAAGGAGAUCAUAGCAGAUGAAUUGAAUUUUUUGCUGAGAUUCACUGUGGAGCAUACGUACAAAAGCCCUUUUGAUUUCCUGAGCAGUCAAAACUGGAGUGCAAUAAAGGCUGUGGCAAUGAUGGAUGAAUUCCGAGGGCUGGACAGAGACAUUGAAGGUUCAGUUAAGAGAUGGAAGAAACUUGUGGAAUCUGAAUGCCCAGAGAAGGAAGUGUUACCACAAGAAUGGAAAAAUAAGAGUUCGCUGCAGAAGCUUAUCAUUUUAAGAGCUCUUCGUCCAGACAGAAUGACAUAUGCUGUUCAAAAUUUUGUUGAAGAGAAAUUAGGUUCAAAAUACAUAGAUGGAGUCCGGAUGGAUUUUUUAAAGUCAUAUGAGGAAAGCAGCCCUGAAACUCCAAUAUUUUUCAUUCUGUCCCCUGGAGUUGACCCUCUUAAAGAUGUGGAGUCACUUGGCAAGAAACUAGGAUUUACGAUUGAUUCAGGAAAGUUUCACAAUGUCUCUUUAGGACAAGGACAGGAAGAGGUUGCUGAAAAAUCUUUAGUUAAAGCUUCCAAAGGAGGACACUGGGUUAUCCUUCAAAAUGUUCAUCUUGUGGCUAAAUGGUUGGUAACUCUGGAGAAGCUGCUUGAACAGUGCUGUGAAGAAUGCCAUUCAGACUAUAGAGUCUUCAUCAGUGCGGAGCCAGCCCCCUCACCAGAUGAGCACAUCAUCCCUCAAGGAAUUCUAGAAAAUUCCAUUAAAAUUACCAGCGAGCCACCUUCCGGUAUGCAGGCCAACCUGCAUUCUGCACUCUACAACUUUGACCAGGAUACCCUAGAAAUGUGUGCAAGAGAACAUGAAUUCAAAAGUAUCCUAUUCUCUUUGUGCUACUUCCAUGCCUGUGUUGCAGAACGAAGGAAAUUUGGACCUCAGGGAUGGAAUCGCAGAUACCCAUUCAACACUGGAGAUCUCAUGAUUUCAGUUGAUGUGCUGUACAAUUACCUAGAAGCUAACCCAAAGGUUCCUUGGGAAGACUUGCGUUAUCUCUUUGGAGAGAUAAUGUAUGGAGGACAUAUCACAGAUGACUGGGACAGAAGACUUUGUCGCACUUAUUUGGAGGAGUUUAUGAAUCCAAAUAUGCUUGAAGAUGAACUUUUCCUUGCUCCAGGAUUUGCCACACCUCCUAACUUUGAAUAUGCUGGCUACCAUAAAUACAUUGAUGAGAUGCUUCCAUCUGAGAGCCCUGUGUUGUAUGGACUCCAUCCAAAUGCAGAGAUAGAGUUCCUGACUGUGAUUUCUGAUGGCCUCUUCAGGACACUCCUUGAAUUGCAGCCCCAGGAUUCCUCAGGUGGUGAAGGUCCAUCACAGACUGUAGAAGAGAAGGUAAAAAAUAUUUUGGAUGAUAUUUUGGAGAAGCUUCCUGAAGAAUUCAACAUGGUAGAAGUGAUGCAGAAAUCAAGCCAAAGAACUCCUUAUAUUCUUGUCUGCUUCCAAGAGUGUGAACGCAUGAAUAUACUGAUUCAUGAAAUCAGGCGGUCACUUAAAGAACUAGAUCUUGGCUUAAAGGGUGAUCUUACAAUCUCCUCUGAUAUGGAGAUCCUACAGUCAGCCUUGUAUUACAACACUGUUCCUGAAUCGUGGACCAAACUAGCCUACCCAUCAACAUUUGGACUGGCCCAGUGGAUCAAUCACCUUCUGUUGCAAUGUCGAGAACUUGAUACUUGGACUCAGGAUCUUGUCCUACCAGCAGCAGUGUGGCUUUCAGGGUUCUUUAAUCCCCAGUCGUUCUUGACAGCAAUUAUGCAGUGCACUGCACGAAAGAAUGAAUGGCCUUUGGACAAGAUGUGUCUGACUGUGGACGUUACAAAGAAGACCAAAGAUGAUUUGGGGCAUCCUCCUAGGGAGGGGGCUUAUAUUCACGGACUGUUUAUGGAAGGGGCAAGGUGGGAUCUCCAGGCAGGUGUCAUUGCAGAAGCACGUCUUAAAGAUUUAACUCCAUCAAUGCCAGUUAUCUUUGUAAAAGCUAUCCCACUGGACAGACAAGAAGCUAAAAACAUGUACGAGUGUCCUCUCUACAAGACGAAAACAAGAGGGCCUACAUAUGUCUGGACUUUCAAUUUAAAAACCAAAGAAAAGCCUUCUAAGUGGAUUCUUGCUGGGGUAGCGAUGCUCCUAUCUGUGUAAGCUUGUGUAUUGUCACAGCUGUUACUAGUGAAGAUUAAGAUGUAUAGAUGCAGUACUAAUGUCCAGGCGUUUACAAAAAUCAGCUUUAUUUUCUUAACCAGAGCUUUUUAUACAUAGGAUUUUAGCAUACAGUAUUAGCAAACCUUUAAUGUACAGACAUUUACAAAAAUAAGACUAUAUUGAACAUUUUCUUGUAACUACUGAUACUAGAAAUGUGUAUAUUUACAUAAAAUUAAAAUAGUCAAAACAGGACUUGAAGUUCUUUACACUGUCCACAAAUGCACAAUGCCUGAUUUCUAUAAAACCAUUUCACAUAAUAUGAAUAAAAACUGGACAUGUAUGCAAUAUAUUGUGAACUAUAUUAAGAAAAAAAAUGUAAAACCUCAGUUGUCUGUUGCUUUCCAUUAAUAUAAACAGUUGAAAGUGA
This is a messenger RNA of Protopterus annectens (West African lungfish), 13534 nucleotides long. It is a transcript of the gene DNAH11, whose product is annotated as dynein axonemal heavy chain 11. Gene Ontology annotation, cellular component: dynein complex. The transcript has 82 exons. The coding region runs from base 1 to 13107 and encodes 4368 amino acids. Lineage: Eukaryota; Metazoa; Chordata; Ceratodontiformes; Protopteridae. Gene Ontology annotation, molecular function: ATP hydrolysis activity; minus-end-directed microtubule motor activity; dynein light intermediate chain binding. Gene Ontology annotation, biological process: microtubule-based movement. The record is from RefSeq and is a predicted model, not a curated record.